Molecule: messenger RNA, 507 nt
Organism: Aspergillus nidulans FGSC A4
Lineage: Eukaryota; Fungi; Ascomycota; Eurotiomycetes; Eurotiales; Aspergillaceae
Exons: 5
Coding region: 1-507 (168 amino acids)
Source: RefSeq, a predicted model, not a curated record
AUGACCACAAAAUCAGAGAUGUAUUCAACCUGCAAUAUUCCAGAAAAGCCAUCUGAUGUAGAGAUUACUCUUGAGGUAAGAGGUAGCUUGCGGCCCCUUGAACUUCAAAGGCUCUAUGUUCUCGACGGCCGCAGGGCAGGUUGUUUCCUAGCACUCGAUAGUUCAAUUCUCGAACACGUCGCCUCACCUGAAGCCAGCCAGGUCAACCGGAUACUUCCCAGCCCGAUCGCAGCAGGGGUGCGGAGCUCGGAGCUGGAAGACGGCCUAGAGACGAACCUCGGAUUAGCCAUUGUAUCAGGCCAGGAGAGUCUGAAAGAGAGGCUGAUUGGAUUCAAAAUGUGCAGGAGGGGUCUGCAUUUCUGGUUAUAUCAUGUUGAGAACCAUGACCUGACUCAUAGUUUGAAGCAGCAACUAUGGACAGUAUAUGUCGGAAGUGAGUGGGAGAAGCAUCCGGCACUACCCUGGCCGGGUCUUCUAGGGGCAGAAGCCCGUUUUGGCUACCUAUAG